Amblyraja radiata (thorny skate) is the source of this 5424-nucleotide messenger RNA. RefSeq names its product Rho guanine nucleotide exchange factor (GEF) 10 (gene arhgef10). Lineage: Eukaryota; Metazoa; Chordata; Chondrichthyes; Rajiformes; Rajidae. Gene Ontology annotation, biological process: positive regulation of stress fiber assembly; actin cytoskeleton organization; mitotic spindle assembly. The record is from RefSeq and is a predicted model, not a curated record. Gene Ontology annotation, cellular component: centrosome. Gene Ontology annotation, molecular function: guanyl-nucleotide exchange factor activity; protein binding. Bases 188 to 4477 code for a protein of 1429 amino acids. The transcript has 30 exons.
GCGCGAGCGGAGCGGAGCCGCCAACGGCCGCGCCUCGAGCGGAGCCACCAGCGGAGCGGAGCGAGGGAGCCGCGAGCGCACAGUGGACGGUGGACGGCGGCGGGGACUGCAGGCGGGGAAUGAAUGGCUUUCAGGACAUGCGUUGCACUCUCAAAUGAUAACGUGUCCUGGGUGAGGUACAAGCAGCAUGGAUCAGGAUGAUUUUCCACCCCCACCUCCUGAAGUUUUGGAAAAUGAACUUCCAUACACUGAUGAUGAUGAUGAUGAGGAUGACCAGGAAGAAGGAAAAAAGUUUGAUUUUGACAGCGAUGAAGUACCGGAGGCAGAUCAGGAGCCCAUCUCUGAACAUGGACCUGUGUUCAUACGCGCACAGGAACAGGGACCUCCCCUGGACUUCACACCGGAUCACGUGGCUAUCGAGGCUUUACCUGACAACAAUGGAUAUUAUGAAAUAACAGAAAACAACAUGUUUGCGAAUCGACACGCACACGAUUCAGCUGAAAACCCAGAGGCAAAGACGCAAGGAAAGGACGCAGCUGCCGGACGGCGGAGCUCACCGAAGCAGACUGCAGCCGAGGUGUCGGUCACAAAAGUGAACCCAUAUUCAGUUAUAGAUAUCAGGCCAUUGCAGGGGGCUGAGCAAGUGGAGCUCUCAGGAGCAGAACACGGCUGCCAGGAGGACAAGACAACGGGCCACUUGCCGUCUCCGGGAUAUUGUGUACCAGUUCCCUGUGGGUAUGCUGUGCCAUCCAAUGUACCAAUGCUGAUCCCGACAUAUACGGCACCCGUCACUUUAAUAAGGAAUAUUUCGGUCGACGAGGAAGGUGUAUUUCAAAGUGAAGAAUUUCAAGGCAGUCCUACUCCAUCAAGCACUCAACAGGCCAAUGAAGAUUACCUGGCUUUUGAAACUGGAAACGCCAUUACCAAAUGGGCAUCGGAUCCAGUGAACACGGCAUGGUUGGAGGGUCAGGAUGAAGUGAUUUACGAUGAUGUGCCAAGAGAGAAUUCAGAUGCAUCAGCAACAGAUCCAGAGGAGCUGAUCUAUGACGACGUGGAACAUGGAGACGAAGCGGCAACAAGUUCUCUUGAUUAUGGUUGGAGCUCCAGUGAGUUUGAAAGCUACGAAGAGCAGAGUGAUGGCGAGUCCAAAACGGAAAAUGGAAUUCCCAAUUCGUUUCUCCAAGGCAAAUCGCACAAGAGUAAGAUCCAUCUUUCCCAAGACAUAAGUCGAUUAAAAGAGCAUUACGAGAAGAAGAUGAAGGAAUUGGCAAAUGCUGUUGGAAGUGUGGAACUGCAGCAACUGAAGCAGAAACAGGAGCGGAAGAUGCAACAGUUGAUGAAAGCUGCGAAGGAGGGAACUAAAGAUGGAAUAGAGAAAACCAAAGCCGCUGUUCUUAAGCGAGGCCGCUCGUUUAUCAGACACAGGUAUCAAGAUCACCGGUUGGGGAGCCUGGAUGAAGAGGAACAGAAUCUCUUCAUCGAUGUGGACUGCAAGCACCCGGAGCCAGUAAUGACACCAAUGCCCGAAGGGCUGACACAGCAACAGGUGAUCCGGCGAUAUAUUCUUAGUUCCAUCAUUGAGAGUGAGAAGAAUUACAUGGAUGCAUUGAAGCGAAUUCUGGAGCAAUACAAGAAACCUCUUUCAGAGAUGGACCCUAAACUAUUAAGCGAAAGGAAACUCAAAAUGGUAUUUUACCGAAUUAAGGAGAUCCUCCAGUGCCAUUCCUUGUUCCAGAUUGCGCUAGCCAGCCGCGUGACUGAGUGGGACUCGGUUGAAAUGAUUGGUGAUGUCUUUGUUGCUUCCUUUUCGAAGUCAAUGGUACUUGACGCAUACAGUGAGUAUGUGAACAAUUUUAGCACUGCCAUGGGAAUUCUGAAGAAAGUCUGUGCCACCAAACCUGCCUUUCUGGAAUUUUUGAAAAACUGCCACGAGUCGAGCUCUGAUCGGAUUACUUUCUAUGGCUUGGUGAUGAAGCCAAUUCAACGGUUUCCACAGUUCAUUCUUCUACUCCAGGACAUGCUGAGAAACACCCCGCGGGGACAUCCCGACAGACUCCCUCUCCAGAUGGCACUCACUGAACUGGAAACAUUAGCCGAGAAACUAAACGAGCAGAAGCGGGAAGCAGAUCAGCGAUGUGAAAUGAAACAGAUCGCAAAAGCCAUGAAUGAACGUUACUUGAACAAGCUUCUCCGUAGUGGAAACAGAUACCUCAUAAGGUCGGAUGACAUGAUGGAGACGGUUUACAAUGAAAAAGGAGAGAUGGUGAAAACCAAAGAGCGCCGCCUGUUCAUGCUGAACGAUGUACUCAUGUGUGCCACAGUCAGUUCCCGACCCCAGCAUGACAGCAGCGGUAUGGUAUCCCCUGGAUUGCGGUACCUACUGAAGUGGAGUGUGCCACUGAGGCAGGUCGAAGUGGUCGAGUUUGGGAACAGUGAGGAUCUUGCUGAGAAAAGUCGAUUUAUACCCUCGCAUUCUGGAGAAAAGAUUUUAAUUAGUACAAAGCCAAGCAAGCUCUAUAUGGGACCGUGCCAGCUGUAUCAAGAUCUACAAAAUCUGAUGCAUGAUCUGAGUGUGGUGGGCCAGAUUACGCAGCUUGUCGGUACUUUAAAAGGAAAUUAUCAGAAUUUAAACGUGACUGUGAGCCAGGAUUGGACAGCGGGUCUUCAGAAGCUUAUAUAUAAAAAGGAAGAAGAAAUCAGAGCUGCAGAUCGCUGCCGAAUUCAACUGCAGUUACCUGGAAAACCAGACAAUGAGGAAAUCCAACAACAUCGAUUGGCAGCACUGGGGCACAAAUCCAGUGAAGGUUUAAAUUCCUCAAAGGCGAUGUAUGGGAAUCCUUCUUUCUUCACUGCAGUUUUCAAUACUUUCACUCCAGCAAAUAAACUCUCCUGGAUGAGUAGUUUACAGAUGGCCAAACUGGCCCUUGCUGAGGAAAACCAGCUGGGCUGGUACUGUGCCGAGGAUGACGGGAAAGAAAUAAAGCACCAGAAACGCCCCCUUCUUAUCAGAUACAUGCCUGUCACCAUGUCAAAGCUUCAGGAGUUCAAGGUUGAAUGUGCUGUUCAUAACCCCGAAUGCUGUAAUGCAUCUGAUGCGCCAAACUCAUUCUCCAUGGAACAUGGGUAUUUGUGGAUUGGAAGCUGCACGAAUCAAAUGGGGCAGAUCACCAUCGUCGCACUUCACAACUCCAAUCCGAAAGUCAUCGAAUGCUUCAACGUUGAGUCUCGUAUACUGGCCAUGGCAUAUGUGCCAUGUGAAGACAGACCCAAAGAUGCCAAAGUCUUUCCCAACUCCGAAGCUGCAACUUCAAAAGCCACUGAGAGCCCAACGAUCUGUCUUGGAAUGGAGGAAGGCAGCAUUUCAGUGUACAAGAGCAAUCAAGCAUCGAAGAAAGUAAGACUUCAGCAUUUCUCUGCUCCAGACAAGUCAACGGUGGUGAGCCUGGUCUAUAGGUUUCACUGCCUGUACGCUGGACUUGUCAAUGGAAAUAUCGCAAUCUUUACCAAGGCAGAAGAUGGAUCAUGGAAUGCUGAUUCACCCAAAGUACUGAGGCUAAGUGAUCUGCCAGUCAAAACCAUCCUGGUCAUGGAAGAUACAAUCUGGACUGCUUCUGGGGGACUGGUUUUCAUAAUCAGCACCCAGACUCACACAGUGGAGCAACAGUUCGAGGCUCACCAGGAAGAAGGGAUGGUGAUCUCACAUAUGGCUGUGGCUGGUGUUGGAGUCUGGAUCGCCUUCAGCUCCGGAUCUGCCCUGCGUCUGUUUCACACAGAGACCCUCGAACAUCUUCAGGAUAUCAACAUUGCAACUCCCAUUCAUAACAUGAUACCAGGUCAACAGCGGACGACUGUAACCGGUCUUCUCGUGUGUCACGGUUUACUGCUGGUGGGAACCAACCUCGGGAUUAUUGUAGCAUUGCCAGUUGCACGACUGCAGGGAAUACCUAAAGUUACAGGCAGGGGAAUGGUGUCCUACCACGCUCACUGUGGUCCAGUCAGAUUUCUCACCAUGGCCACUGCCACUACCACAAUAAUGAAUAAAAUCCCGUCACUGACAAUCCUGCCUUUGCCACUGGAAGGGAAGAGUGGAGAAAAGCCUGGCUGCGGCGGGACGCAAACAGAAUGGUUCGACACGGCUAACAAGGACAGUGGGCUGUGGCUUGGAGACUCCGCAGCACCCACUGCACAGCACAGCAACCUGUCUUCACCUACAGCGUCUCCAAGCUGGUCCCACCAAUCCAGUGCACAGGAGCAUGGGCCCGAGGACACUGCACUCUACGAGCUCAUGAAUGACUCCAGUCUCUCCAGCAAAAGUAAAUGCCUCGACAACGGGGGUUUAAAGAAGACGAAGAUGACUUCCGUUUUGGUCAUUUCCGGAGGUCAGGGGGACAAACGGCUCAACAAGAAGUCCAAGCAACGGCAAGACGAAACCAUUUCCACCGUCAUGAUUUGGCAAAUUCCAUUGUUAAACGUGUGACAAGUUCAGGGCACAGUCAGUCUCUUAUCCUGAGAUCCCCAGUCCUGUCGGAGGGGAUGUACCUGUACAUUGUAAAAUUAUGCAUAAAUGAUCUUCCAAUUUUUGAACGGUGCUCUUAUCAUGUCAAGUUGACCACCCAGCAAUGGUUGGUCAUGUUCAAGAGUUCGCAAGGUGUAAAUCUGCCUUUGAACAACUUCAAGAGUCAAGAGUGUUUUAUUGUCACAUGUCCUGAAAGGGAACAAAGAAAUUCUUAGUUGUAGCGACACAACAGAUAUGUAAACAUAGUACAUAUUCUUAUAUUAACGAAUCAGAAAGUUUUAAUACUUUUGUUAUCGAUUCUUUAAAUGCAAUUCCAUGGGCUACUCCUCGGAGGUCUGUUCUGUUCUGGAGAAGAUCACCUGGGGGCUGAUAUUUCCAAAGACAUUUUCUUAAAGUGUCAACUAUGAUCAGGCUUAACACUGAUUCACAGACCACCUCUUCAUUCAUGAAAAGUUUGUGGUCGACUUUUUAAAUCAAUUUUCAGGGACCUUUAAAUCAAUAAGUGAAAUCUGCCAACUGCAAAACACGUAACACCCUAGGAAUAAGGAAGUAUGUGGAAAUUUAAAAAGUUUCAGAUUCAUUUGUUUUCCAGAGUAAAUCAGACUGUUGCAAAAAUUACUAUUAAAAUGUAUAUGUUUUAAAAAGGGUUGUUAAAAUGUUAAAUCUGAUUGGAGCAGCUAAUUAAUUUUUGUAAAACACUUUUUUUAAACACCUUAUCGAAUGCACAUUCUGACCAAUACAGUAAAAUGUACAGUUGUUGUGACAUGAAGUUGCCUUGCAAUCAUCAGAACUAGUGCAUUUAACAUGGAUAAUUAAUUAUUAGUGAGAGAUGCUCAUUGCUAACAGUAGUUUUAUUUCCAGUUACGUCCUUUUGCACAGACGAUUAUUAAAUAUUUAGUUAUUUACAA